This is a messenger RNA of Mycosarcoma maydis (corn smut), 942 nucleotides long. Its product is annotated as putative 3-hydroxybutyryl-CoA dehydrogenase. Gene Ontology annotation, molecular function: oxidoreductase activity, acting on the CH-OH group of donors, NAD or NADP as acceptor; NAD+ binding. NCBI's taxonomy places the organism in Eukaryota, Fungi, Basidiomycota, Ustilaginomycetes, Ustilaginales. The transcript is spliced from 3 exons. Gene Ontology annotation, biological process: fatty acid metabolic process. Bases 1 to 942 code for a protein of 313 amino acids. The record is from RefSeq and is a predicted model, not a curated record.
AUGGCUGCCACAACCGUAGCUCAUGGUGUCAAGACACUCGGCGUCGUGGGUGCAGGCCAGAUGGGUCUUGGCAUCGCUUACGUUGCCGCCUUGCGUGCGCAGAUCCCCUCGGUGCUCCUCUGCGACGCGUCUCCAGCAGCCUUGGAAAAGGGUGUGAGCUUUUUUGAGACGCUACUCAAGAAGGAUGUCAGCAAGGGCAAGAUUCAACAAGCUGAUGCUGACGCUGCACGAGCACGCCUCAUCACGGUGGAAAGGUUGGAAGAUUUCGCCAGCAAAGGAGGAAACGGUGCCGCUGACAUGGUCAUCGAGGCAGCAACCGAGAACUUGACGACCAAGCAAAAGAUCUUUGGUACGCUUGCAUCGAGUUUGCCACUCGAGACUAUCCUGGCUACCAACACGAGCAGUAUCAGCGUCACCAAGAUUGCCGCUAGUGCAGUGGGCGUGCAUGUCAAACCUGGUUCGGAAGAGGCUUGGAAGAGCCCUGCUAGAGCGUUGGGCAUCCACUUCUUCAAUCCGGUCCCCGUCAUGCCUCUCGUCGAGCUCAUUCCGGCUAUCCAAACCAGCGCUGAUGUAGUGGACCGUUCGCGAGCGUUUGCACAGGCGUGCGGCAAAGAGGUGACCACGUCAAAGGAUGUGCCCGGCUUUGUCUCGAAUCGUCUGCUCAUGCCGUUCAUCAACGAAGCCGUCAUGGCGCUCGAAAAGGGCAUUGCGUCCAAGGAGGACAUCGACAAGACUCUGCGUUUGGGUAUGAACCAUCCCAUGGGCCCAUUGACACUCGCCGAUUUCAUUGGCCUCGACACUUGCCUCAGCAUCAUGGAGACGCUUUACAGGGAAACGGCUGACAGCAAGUACCGACCCGCCGUCCUACUCGGCCGCAUGGUCGACGCUGGCUGGUACGGCAAGAAAAGCGGAAAGGGUUUCUACGACUACGCGGCCAAGUAA